AUGUCACUGUCAUACUUACAUCACUCUGCUCAUCUAGCUGUCAGUCCCGACCAGACCAUCGUCUGUGAGGGAUGGCUCCUCAAGAAGAGAAGGAAGAAAAUGCAGGGUUUCGCUCGUCGCUAUUUCGUGCUGCAUGAAUCUGGCAUCCUCUCGUACUCUCUCAGCCCAAAGCACCCAGUUCGCGACCAAAUCGCUAUUCCCCACGCUGCUCUCUCUACUGCAGAGGGGCGCAAGGAUAUCCACGUAGAUUCAAACAAUGCAACUUUCCAUAUCAAAUGCCUCACCACGGAGGAUUUCAACACGUGGAUGGCAGCGUUUAGAAAGUUCAUCACAGCAGACGGACGUAAAUCUACGGCAGCCAGCAGGAUAUCGAGACUCGGCCACUCGCAAUGGAACCGGUCCAGUAUCAUUGCUGAAGACAUGGGCUCGGUUAUUGCCGAACUGGAGACUGCAAUUGCACUCCUCCAGAUAGAUGACUCGCACAAGAAAAGCAGCUCCCUAAAAUCCAAGUCAGACAAGGAGAGGCCCAAUCACAAAGAUAACAAGUUUAGCAUGUUCAAGAAAGCUGGGGGACACCAUGAAGAUGGAACACUCGCCAAACCGAUGACCGAAGCCGAUUUUCAUGCGCGCUACCAGCGAAUAAUCGCAACGCUUGAAACACUGAAAACUCAACAUGCUAUGCUACUUCGGUCCCUCAAUGGCAUGCAGGGCGACGCGUCCCAGCCAGCAGCUAGAGCGUCACCUCUCCCCGCAACAGCCGAAGGCAAACCCGAAGAGUUACUGCCUCCUUCGCGUUUCUCUACGGCGCUGACGCGUAGAUCGAAGAGGGCAUCGUCGAUAAGUAGUCUGAGUGAUGGUGCCCCGGUGGAGUGGUUCGAUGCUCAGGAUGAUGUUGGAGAAGAGUUUGUGCUGGAAGAGCCGACCCCGGAUGAAGAAAGGGGUCCUAUCGCGCUGCAGACUAGUUUCUCCGGCGAUAAAGAAUAUGAAAGCACGUCUAGUGAUGAUGAAGAGACCGCACCGCAUCUAUCAAAGCCAGAGCCAGACUUAACGCUGCAAGCGCGCCAAGUCGCCCGGAGGACCUGUCUGCCGUGCGGUCCAGUAGGUGAUGAGGGUAGUUUGUUCACUAUGCUGAAGAAGAACGUGGGCAAGGACCUCUCGACCAUUACUUUCCCGGUAUCUUUUAAUGAACCUUUGACUAUGCUCCAGCGGGCAGCGGAAGAAAUGGAGUAUCAUGAACUUCUUCAGCAGGCUGUUGAUAGCAAGGAUCCCGUCGAACGAAUAUGCUUUGUUGGGGCGUUCGCAGUAUCUGGCUACGCACACACAAGACAUCGUACUGGUCGGAAAGGAUUCAACCCCAUGCUUGCAGAGACCUUUGAAGAUACUCGCAUGAAGUUCAUCGCAGAGAAAGUUUUACACAACCCAGUCGUUAUUGCUUAUCACGCCGAAGGCAAUGGAUGGCACCUAGACGGAAAGUCUGCCGGCAAGACAAAGUUCUGGGGGAAGAGCCUGGAAGUUAUACCCCUCGGGACAACUCAACUUAAGAUCGAGGGAGACGUCUACGAGUGGAACAAGCCGUCGUCUUUCAUACGAAAUCUGAUGAUGGGAACGAAAUAUUUUGAGCACUGCGGCAAGAUGACGAUCAAGAACCUCACGAACGGACUCAGUUGCACCAUAGAGUUUAAACCGGCUGGUUACUGGGGCGUGUCGAAUGAAGUUGCGGGUGCAGUUGUAUCACCUUCAGGAGAAUGGGAUGAGCAACUCGCUUUGGCCCUUGAUCCCUCGCACCUUCGCGUGCUAUGGCGUAUUUCGCCGUUCCCGAAACAGGCCCUCGAUUACUACGGGUUCACAGCAUACGGCAUCACUCUAAACGAGAUCACAAGUGACCUAGAAGGUAAACUUCCGCCAACUGACUCGCGACUGCGCCCGGAUGUUCGGGCUCUUGAAGAGGGGAACGUUGAUUUGGCAGAAGAACAGAAGACACAGUUGGAAGAGCGACAGAGGGAACGCCGAAGAAGGGGGGCCGACAGAGAACCCCGGUGGUUUAAACAAAGUGGGGAGGAUUGGUUAUAUGUCGGAGGAUACUGGGAAGCAAGGGCAAAGGGAUGGAAGGACUCGCCGGUGGAGCCUUUGUGGUGA
This is a messenger RNA of Pisolithus orientalis, 2136 nucleotides long. RefSeq names its product Oxysterol-binding protein-domain-containing protein. The transcript has 10 exons. Bases 1 to 2136 code for a protein of 711 amino acids. Gene Ontology annotation, biological process: ER to Golgi ceramide transport; piecemeal microautophagy of the nucleus; endocytosis. Gene Ontology annotation, molecular function: sterol binding. The record is from RefSeq and is a predicted model, not a curated record. NCBI's taxonomy places the organism in Eukaryota, Fungi, Basidiomycota, Agaricomycetes, Boletales, Pisolithaceae. Gene Ontology annotation, cellular component: perinuclear endoplasmic reticulum; plasma membrane; cytosol.